GCGGGUUUUGUUUGAACCACGUGCUCGAGCUACAUUGCAAAAAAGAUGGCAUCUUCAUCUGGAAAGAAGGUGCAGACUUACGACGUAUUUGUUGGUAAUUUGCCUCUGGAUGCAGACGAAAAAUCAGUUGGUAAAUUGUUUACAAAGUUUGGAGAAACGAAGAGCAUAUUUGUUAAGGAUGCUAAUUGCACACCAAAGAAGCGAUUUGCAUUUGUAAAUUUUAUGUGUGAACCAGAUGCUGAGCAGGCAAUAAAAGAGAUGCAUGACUUUGUAAUCAGCGGUAACAAACUGAUCGUGAGGAGACAGGAACUCAGGAAAAAGGGUCCAUACAAAAGAGAGAAUGAGGACAAUCUCAGAGCAGCUCCUAGUAACAAUGAUCCAGCUCCUGUCAGUUUUGGUGGACGAGGUCCUUCAGGAGAGAAGGAAAUGGCUUUGGUAACUUAUGUAGAGAAUCCUGUCACAGUUUGGCUUCAGACAUUGACGGAAGAAAACUUGGCACAGAUGACAAACAUCUCGGAACAGCUAGCUGCCUGUUGUCCAGCGGCACCCAAAGUCAAAGGCACUCCACAGAUUGGCAAGGUUUAUGCUGCUAUGUUCUCUGAAGAUGGAGAGUGGUAUCGAUGUAUAGUUAAACAUUUAUUUGGUAGUGAAACCCUCAAAGUCCAGUAUAUUGAUUAUGGAAAUACAGAGGAGAUUCAUGCAGACCAGCUUCUGGAAAUCCCUCCUACUGUAGCAGCACACAAACCUCUAGCUUACAAGAUUGUGCUGCACAAUACCAAGGCUAAAGAUGUCACAGAUCAAAAUGGCAUUCGUUUCCUCAGAAAACAAACAGAAAAUAGACAGCUGCUAACAUGUAAGACAAGACCAUUACAGGAUGGAACAGGAUUCUAUGGCUACUUGUCAUUUGAAGGUGAUCCUGUAAAUAUUAAUGAUAAAGUUGUCAACGAAGGAUUUGCCAGUAAGCGGCCAUCAAUGGGGAUGGUGAGAGGAGGGGGAGGGGAAAGUGUCAGUCCAGCACGUAGUCUUACAUCUGUUUCCACUGGCAGUAAUAUUGGAAAUGGGGAUAUAAGCAAUGUGGGAAGCAAUACCAGCUUAAACAGUUACAUGACCAACGAGUCGGGAUAUGGCAAUCAUAACAGGUCUGCUAACACCAGUCCGAUGAAAGCGAACCAAACUGUAAAGAAAUCACAGUACCCAGGAAAAUCUCCGCAGGGUAUGAACAUGCCUCCAUCCUUCAGUGUACCUCCACCUCUUAUGAACACAAACUUUACCUCACCUAAUGCAGCAAUGAAUCAUUUCUAUAACAAAGGCAGUCCAGCAGACAACAGUACAAGUCAACAGAGGGCAGAGGAGAUUGCUCGCCAUUUAGAAAUCCAAAAGACACUGCAGAGUGAUGUCAACAAAAAGAAAAGAGAAAUUGACAAACUUCGAACUGACUUGGCUCGUAAAGAGCUGGAAUUACAGCAAGUAUCAGCCAGUAAAGUACAGGUUCGCUCUGUGGUUGACUUAGCAAAGAAAGUAAAGAAUCUCAGAUUACAGUUUCCAACAGGCCGAGCAAGUGGUUUAGAUGAGGCUAUUGAACUAGCUUUGUCAUCAGAAAGAGUUACAAAUUCCUCUGUGACAACAUUACAACAUGUCAUCACUGCUGUAUCAACAUACAGAGCAUUACAAAAGGAAAUAUGCAAUGCCAAAGACAUUGGUGAGUUGGAUUCUUUAGUGGAGACUAGAGACCUGGCAAGGAAGAACCUGUAUGACAAACUGACAGAGUGUGUACAGGAGCUGGAAGUCAUGCCUCUCGAUGUCAGACAUGAAUGUGUCACGAAAGCAGAGGCCAAAGUGACCAGUAACUACAAAGCAUUUAUGCACAUCAGUGUACAUGGCUGUCCAAGUUUAGAGGAUUUGAUUCAUGGCUUCAGGGAUUGGAAGAAGAAGAAGGAAGCAGAGUUCUGCCAUGUUCGAGAAAAUACCAACAUUUGUCAGCGAGAAGUCACCAAAGCACUGCAUCAGCUAGAGGGAGUGCUGGAUUUGGAGGCAGAUGAAUAUGAUGAAAAUGUGAAUUUGGAGAUUAACACUUUAUUGAAAACCUACAUGCAGGCACUUCAGCAGGAAAUAGCUAUCACUGAUAUGGAGCGUAGCCAAGAUUCAAGUUUGGUUGCUACAGUUCUGACAGCCAUCUUAAAUGAACUCCAUGGAGAAAUAGGAGUCCUUGAUAAUUGUAGACAAUUUAUGGCUGAGUUCUCCCAAAUGAAGGCAGGGAUUGAACCUUGGCUGGACACCAAGCCUAACUUUGAUGACAUUCAGGAGUGCAGGAAGAACAUCAGGUCCCUUAAGUCUAAGUUACGCCACAUGGAGGCAGACAGACUGGAUUUAGAGGAGAGUGGAGAUAAUGAAGAGGAGAAAGUAUUAAAGACAGAAAUUGAGGGACUGCAGUACCAGCUUCACCAAGCUUUAGUCAAUCAUGAUCAGCUUGUGGUUGAGUUAGCCAAGGUAUCUGAUUCACACUUCCCAGAGCUGCUGAUCAAGCAUCAGGAUACAGGAAUUAGAACAUAUCUGAACUACAAUGGCAUAGUGAAAACAGGAUGGGAAGUGGAACAUUUUACUUUGUCUCCAGCAGUGAGACCAGGAAUGUACUCGAGCACUUUUUGUGGCGACCCAGUUUAUGUGCAGGAAUAUCAUGUUGGUGACAGUGAACAUCUUAGGAAGGAAGACUUCCUUGCUCAAAUCAUGGCUUAUUGUAGCAUAUCUUCUGACUCGGAUUGUCUUGGUGCUAUACAGGCAGUGUUCUUCACAAAGAAUGAGCGAAUUGGAUAUGUAGUUAUAAGUGUUGAACAAAUGCAAGAUUUGGAGACAUUUAUGAAUGAGCCAGGAUUUGAUGACAAGAGAAGGCAGAAAAUAGCUAGAGGAGUAACCUCUGCAUUGAACACCCUACAUCAGCAUGGUUUUGUACAUGGUGAAGUGAAUCCACAAAAUGUUGGUGUAAAGUUGGACGGUUCAGCUGUACUGCUGUGUCCAGACUUUUCUAGGUCAUUGUUUGACAGAACUAAGAGAGGUUACAUGACCAGCCAUGGAAUGAUGUUCCAGGCUCCAGAAAUCUCAAAUGCUCAUCAGAGUGCACCAGUCCAGAUCACUGCUAAAACUGACCUCUAUCUAUUAGGCCUACUCAUCCUAUAUCUUCAUCAUCCAAGAUCUGUAAUUCCGGCAUCCAGAGAUGGAACUCCAAACUUGGCUGUCCUUUCACUGGACCCUGAGACUGGUUCUCUGCUGUACAAUUUACUAUGUGGAAAACCUGAAAUGAGAUUAGCAGCAGGUCACAUAUUAAAGUCAGGUUAUCUCACACGCACCAUGAAAGACCACUCACUUUCCCCAGCAUUGGAUACAAGCCAUGAACUAGUGCAGGAGUCCUAUGGUCAGUCUCAGGAAAUAGCAGAUGGAGGACAGCUUCCUAUGCCAGACACACCUCUAGAAGCAAGCGUGGAAAGUAAUUCAGGUUUUACAAGUGAUGGUCUGGAACAGGAGAAGAUAACAUCACUUAACGAGACAGAGGACCAGUCACACGGGGCUAGUACCCUUACCUCAAAUGCUGACCUUGUCAGAGAGGAAUCCCCUGAAGUCCAGAUCCUCUCUGAAGAAGUUUAUAUUGAGACUCGGGAAGUAUCAGAUGACGGUUCACAAAUGUUGGAAGAGCUUACUGUUAAAACAGAGAGUGUCUUAAUCAGUGAAGAAAAAUUGUCUCCCUUGACACAGAAUCAGUGUAAUGUGGACUCCAUCUCUCAGUAUCCUGAAAUGGAUGAAACAACAAGACAAACUGUUGACAUUGAUUCUCUUGUUUAUCCAGAACCUAGUCAUAAGGAACCAGCAAGUAACCCUGUAGGAUUGGUUGAUGAAGAAAGCGAAAGCUACACAACAAGUCAGACAGCUAGUCUGGAACAGAAGGCAGUGCAACAUGAUGACAUCAGCGCAGCUUCUCAUGGACAUAGUGGAGUACCACUCCACAGCCCCAGACCAGGAAGUGAAGUUCCCACAACAGAUCGAAAUGAUGCCUUAAGUAAGUCAUCAUUGACUGAAGGAUUAAUGACACCAGAGAAAUAUAAAACUAAUGUCGACAGACUGGUAAAGUCUCUCUCAGCUAUGAAGGCCAAGGAACAAGUAAUGAAGAGCCUUUCUGGAAAGAACCAAAUCUAAUGCUGAUCUGUAAAAUUUACAGAGAAAUUCCAUUUCUAGUCAGAGGCACUUUUGAUUUUAAACAUUGAGAUACAAAAUUUCAGGUAGAAUAUACAUCUUAAAUAAAUUUUCUUGGGAACAAUUGUAUGUAUCAUUUUUUGAUAUUUUUUUAUUGUGUUCAUUAAGCCAAGAAAAAGGCAAGGACCUGGGCAUUAUCUAUGUGUUGUGAAUCAUGAUGGGGCAGCAGGUAGUUGUGUUCUCUCAUGUAUAUUCUUUUUUUUUAUUCUCCAGUGAAAUGUUUUUUAAGUGGAAAUUUGUAAGACUUUUUUAAGCAACAGAUAUAGUUUUGUAGUCUUCAUUUGUAUACUUUUGUAUAUUACUUCUCACUGCCGAUAUCAAGGUUUUCAGUAUUGUUUCUUUAUUUUGAGCUGUUGCUGUUUUAUUCUCCGCGAGGUUUCUUUCCUCGGUGAUCUCAGGAUUAUUCUUCAAACUUGGCAGAAAUAAAAGAAAAGUAGAUGUUUAUACAUGUAUGGAUAAAUGAAUAAGAAUUUGUUUUUAUACACAGUUAAAGAAUACUUGACUUGCGGAAAAAAAGAGAGAAAGUGGCAAUAUUUGUAUAUAUUAUAAAUUAAUUGAAAUAUAAAAAGAAAAAAAAGAGACUGAGAAGGAAUGUUAAACAGGGUCUUGUGCAUGAGGAAAUUCAGCUGAAUUGUCAAUUUUUCAACAUCUUCUGAGGAAAUUCAGCUGAAUUGUCAAUUUUUCAGUAUCUUCUGAGGAAAUUCAGCUGAAUUGUCAAUUUUCAACAUCUUCUUGUGAGACUGUUGAUAUAAAUUAGUGAGACAUAUUUUUCUGUGUAAAAAAAAUUUACUCUGUUAAAAAAAAAAAAUACCGGUACAAGAAAUCAUAUACUCAAUGUAACAACGAACGAGUAUGUAAUGAAUUAGUUAAAUACAGGAAUAAUUAACUUACACUGAAUUGCAGUGUAUGUAUUAGGAAGUUGAAUACUUCAACAUGUCAAAAUUUGGCAUUUAAUGACAAGUAGUGAUUGUUGUAUUGCAGGGAAUUCCUAUAUUUUUGCAUCUGUCUUCAUUACCUUUUGUAAGUUUUAUGACAAUAUUCUACAUGUACCUUAUUCAUUUUAUUUUGUAGUUUCUGUUUGGUCAGGGAAUUGACCAUAGCCCAUAAAAUAAAUUUUGAAGUU
This is a messenger RNA of Saccostrea echinata, 5362 nucleotides long. RefSeq names its product serine/threonine-protein kinase 31-like. Gene Ontology annotation, molecular function: ATP binding; protein kinase activity; RNA binding. The coding region runs from base 46 to 4182 and encodes 1378 amino acids. Gene Ontology annotation, biological process: spermatogenesis; protein phosphorylation. The transcript is spliced from 28 exons. The record is from RefSeq and is a predicted model, not a curated record. NCBI's taxonomy places the organism in Eukaryota, Metazoa, Mollusca, Bivalvia, Ostreida, Ostreidae.